Molecule: messenger RNA, 1917 nt
Organism: Fusarium subglutinans
Lineage: Eukaryota; Fungi; Ascomycota; Sordariomycetes; Hypocreales; Nectriaceae
Exons: 1
Coding region: 1-1917 (638 amino acids)
Source: RefSeq, a predicted model, not a curated record
AUGGACCAAGGUACAGAGGAACUGGUCCAGGCAAUACGCGACUUGUUCCACGACCGAAUAGAUACCAACAUUGCAUCCGACCAGUUUUCAUCCCAUCUUGCCGAUAUUCUCGUGGAGUAUCGAGAAGCCCCAUUCACUGUCCCCCGAGAACUUCUGCUGCCAGAGGAGUUCGAGCGGCGCCGAGAAAUUGGCCUCCGCAUACAAGAUAGACUGCUUAAGCAUGACUCAAACUUCAAAGUGAGAAUGUUUCACGUCGCGGCCAUUGCAGUGGUUCCGCUACCGACCCUGAUGUAUCCGGGAAAGCUAUGCCCGGACUUCCGUGACGGGGUUGCAGUCAACGAUGCUGUCGAUUUAAUCAUGGAAUUCGAAAGAAUGAGGCACUUCGCAAACUUGUUUGUUCAAAAGCUUGGAAAGCCAGCCGAGAGACAGUAUGACCAGUAUCAAUCGAGUAUUCACGGUGAUCAGGGAGCAUCUUCGUCCGCUUUCGAAUCUGGGCAAGGACAAAAAGAACAAACCUCUGUCGAAGAACGUAUUCAGAAGAGAAAGAUCGCUCGUUCUCCCUCUCAAAAAAGGAAGUGUAAGGAGAGGGACGGGAACGCAUGUGUAAUCACGGGAAUGGCUGAUCCUGAUGUCUGCCACAUAUUCCCUUUCGCGCUGAACGAAACGGUCGACAACACUAACAGAACGAAAAAGUUCUUUGCGGCAACUGAGGCCCUAGUAUCUGCCGAUUUUCGGAGAACUUACACUCCGUUGAUGGCGAAUGCGAGUAACUUGGGGGGGUCAGACAAGGCUUGGAACCUUAUCUGCCUCAACAAGACGCUCCACGAUUGGUGGGGACGUGCCUAUUGGGGAUUCCAAUACCAUGGCAUUGAAGCAGUCACUGAGCCUGGUGAUGGCAGCAAGAAAAAGGUCAGAGUAACUUUGAUCUUCCGCUGGCUACCUCGAUUCAUAGCCAUGCGCGAGCGGGAACCUGACGAUGUCACACUAGCUGGUGACAGCAACUCCUUGGACGCCCUGAAUGGAGAACUGCAACGAUUUUUCCAGGAUGAGAGUUAUUAUCCUACUGAAAUCCCGAGAAAGCCUGGCCAUGUCGAGUUUCGGCUACAUACCGGAGAAACAUUGAAAUCCGGACAGAAAUUCCACUUCAUCAUGGAUACAGGGGAUGCUCCAGAUUUUAGACAUGUGGUGGAGCUGCAGUGGGCGUCACUCUGUCUGUUUAUUAUGAAAGGUGGUGCCGAGGUUGAUUCUUUCUCUGCCGAUGACGACAGUGACGAUGGGGCGGAUGACAGAGGACAGUUCGGUGUCAAGCAGAAGAUGCCGUCACCAGAACAGCUUUCUGGUGAGACAGGCAAGAAGGGACCAGAUGCUCUGUCCCCCCCACGCGCUCACGCAGCUAUCUGGCAGGAAACGCCCGCAGACCCUGCAGACUUGCAAAGCAAAUCGUCUUCACCAUUGAUGACACGCCCAACAAUACCUGAUCUUCAGAUCCGUCCAAGACGCCAAGCGGAGGGACGCUUCGGAGCUUCUCUUCAAUCUCAGCAGGAUGCAUCAGCUGCUGAAUCGGACUUUUACCAGUUUGCCUCGGGUCGUCGUAGCUUGAGAGAUAGCCUUCGGGGAAGCAUGAGAGAAAUGCGUGAGAAGACCUCAGCUGGCUUGCGGGGGGCACGUGAGAACCUCGAGGCUCGACCUUCAGUACGCAGACUUCAGGAUCUAUUCCAGUCCAACAGAUCAAGCCCCCAGUCCCCAGGCAAAGAACAGAAGGAGGGCAAAGGUGCGUCUGCCACGCCUUCCGAGAAUGUUAACCCAUUCCAAGAAGGUAGCCCGGUUCAGGUUGAAGGACGCCGAAGUCUCGUGCCUCUAGGGGUAUUGGCAGAGAGGGUUGACCCUAAUGUACGGGGUGAGCAGGGCCAAGAGUAG